Calidris pugnax (ruff) is the source of this 3890-nucleotide messenger RNA. It is a transcript of the gene STXBP6, whose product is annotated as syntaxin binding protein 6 (amisyn). Gene Ontology annotation, molecular function: phosphatidylinositol-4,5-bisphosphate binding. The transcript has 6 exons. Gene Ontology annotation, biological process: Golgi to plasma membrane transport; regulation of SNARE complex assembly; exocytosis. NCBI's taxonomy places the organism in Eukaryota, Metazoa, Chordata, Aves, Charadriiformes, Scolopacidae. The record is from RefSeq and is a predicted model, not a curated record. The coding region runs from base 178 to 810 and encodes 210 amino acids. Gene Ontology annotation, cellular component: plasma membrane; exocyst.
UGACUGUUCCCUCCUUCUCUUUUGGAAUAAUCUAUUUAAUAGAUGACUGCAAUGUGCACAAAUUUGGGGUUUAUGCCAGUUUUGUGAGGAGGAAUGGAAAUGGAACUGUGAGGAUGUGGAAAACAUGAUUUAAGAGCAUACUGAGAGAGCAGCAGUCUGCUAUAUCUGUGAUCUACAAUGAAUGCCAAAUCUGCAAUCAGUAAAGAAAUUUUUGCCCCACAUGAUGAAAGGAUGCUGGGAGCUGUCCAAGUGAAAAGAAGAACGAAAAAAAAGAUUCCUUUCUUAGCUACUGGGGGUCAGGGUGAAUAUUUAACAUACAUCUGCUUGUCAGUGACUAACAAGAAACCAGCUCAAGCAUCUAUUACAAAGGUGAAGCAAUUUGAAGGCUCUACAUCUUUUGUCAGGAGAACGCAAUGGAUGCUCGAGCAGCUUCGACAGGUCAAUGGGAUAGACCCUAAUCGGGAUUCUCCAGAAUUUGAUCUACUAUUUGAAAACGCUUUUGACCAAUGGGUAGCAAGUACAGCUUCAGAAAAAUGCACCUUCUUUCAGGUUCUACAUCACACUUGUCAGCGAUAUCUUACAGACAAGAAGCCAGAAUUUAUCAACUGCCAGUCUAAAAUUAUGGGAGGAAACAGCAUACUCCAUUCAGCAGCAGACAGUGUGACAAGUGCAGUACAGAAGGCAAGUCAAGCUUUGAAUGAGCGUGGUGAAAGGCUAGGUCGAGCAGAAGAAAAGACAGAGGAGCUGAAGAACAGUGCUCAGCAGUUCGCAGAAACUGCACACAAGCUUGCCAUGAAGCACAAAUGCUGAGAUACUGCCCAAAGUUGAAAUCUUCCCGAGAGAAACUGAAAAGGCUACUUUCGGCAACUUUUACAGGAGAUCCAGACUUCUGUGUGCUUUUUUUCUUCCAGUUCAGUGGAGAUGCAUUCUUUCAGUUCCUGUGCAGGGAAAAGUGUUGCAUUUCUAACUUUUUGACUUUUGUUCCUCUUUUGUAAUAUUGCUACACAGUCCUGCAGUACUUUCUACCUGUAUUUAAGUUGUUACAGGAGUGAAAGCAAACAGGGGAACUGGACCAAAUGACCAGCUGAUCAGGAUUAAAAUAGUAAUAUUCUUCCCCAGUUGUACAGAAAAUUAUUUAACUGGUUGUGGACAUAUGUGUGGAAAUAAAAUCCAAAGAAGGGGUAUACUUUUCUUAUGUAGCAUCAGCAGAGUGUGAAUGUUGGAACUAAACACACGGGGUUGUGACUGUAGUGGAGAACAGACUGCUUUGCCCUGGGAAACAGAAAACCUUGUUUCUUCUGCCCAGUGUAGGAAGUUUUUCGUGUGCCGUCACCAGCAUUCAGAUGUGCAUAUCUGAAUUUCACAGGGGAAACUGUUACCAGUGCUGCAUUUUGAAUGUUCCUAUUUUCCCUUCUGGAUUGAUUAUUUGAAUAGUGUAGUGAAACCUACAGAACAUAUGCUUGAGGUUUCAAAAUUGAGGAAAAAUAAUUUUUACAUCUAUACACACGUCCCUCAAACACAGUCUAGAACUCAGCAGUCAGAUAUAAAGUAACAUUUCAUUUUAUUUUUACCUGUGAUUUUGUGGCUACGUGCCUGUGUAAAUGAGAAUGCAAAGGCCUGGGAAUAUGAGAAUGCACUUUUUUCCAAGUCAUUUGUUUUUUAUAAAGUCUACAGUAGGAAUUUUUGGUAACACUUCCAAAAUUAUCUGAUUAGAAUGACUUCUGUGUUAGCUAGCUGUCUGAUUUUUAAAAUAGAGGCUUUCAAAAAGCAUGUCUUGGUACAUUAGAAUCAUAAGUUCUAGUUUGGGGUCUCAAUUUUCAAUAUAUAUUAUCACUGGAAGGGUGACUCUACUUCAUUCUUUAUUCACUGUAUGCAAUAUGUGCAUUGUAUCCUCUUACAAAAAUAAGUAGGUUAUUCUUCACAGCUGUUUUCUUAACACUUUCUAAAUGUUCUAAUCCACUUCUAGAAUGAAGAAAAAAAGAAAAGAAAAUAUGCACUUUUAUUUUUUUGUUUAACUGUUAAGCUAGAAACAGAAAUCCUAGCCAAAGUUUCAGCCUUCAUCUUCUGAAGAUGCCUGCUCUUUUUUUUUUUUCUGCCUCAUCUUACCGUAGAGCCAGAAAGCUGGCAUUCUAUGAAUGUACUGUAGUUUUCAUUUUCAGUGUAGAAUAAGAUUUUUGCAUUAUUAAUGACACUUUAAGCAGUUUAAAAUCCUCAGAGCAAUGCUUGUAAGAGAGAUAAAAGCUUCUGUAGUAAUUGAGAAUAUCUUAGUUACUGCAAGCUGAAGUAACUGAAAAUCUCUUGGAAAUACCCAUUUUGUAAAAAGUUGCUUGGCUUUACAAAAACAUUUGCAUUUGAACUAGGAACACUGUCUAGUUAACUGAUUGCAUUCAAACUUUACAUCUGUUUUUUUCCUAUAAUUUAAACUGCUGUGUGUGAAGCUCUUCACUUAAUUUCACACUGGGAAUUGAGAGAAGGGGUAGAUUUUUCAUCUCCAUAGUACCAUACUAUCGGUUAGAUCUAUUUAGCAUCAGCUCUAACAGUUACUACAUCCAGCAUCGUCAGUUGAAAAGGAAUUGGGCCACAUCUGUUAUAAAUCACAACUGGCUUAUUAACAACCCAGGUUCUGAACACUCUGUUGAGCUGUGUCCAAUUCACGCUUACCCUGGAAAUGCAGCUUUCUGAGUGCUCUUGUAAUGACUAUGGGUAUUUCUGCAAGUUAACCAGGAAAACAGACCCUCAUUAGAAAUUAAUGAUAGAGAUAAAAUUGUUGGCUAUUUUUUAAAAAUAGCUGCAUUAGAAAUCAGUCAGGGGGUACAUUUUUGACCACGUAGCUGUCUUCUGUCAUCUUCUGUCAUCUUCUGCUGCUAACCUCACAAGUCCUUCUCUUGAAAGAAAGGAAUAGGUUUUGAACUGCUGCCAUCUAGCUGGUCUUCUGAGCUUGUCAAUAAUUUAGAAGAAAUGUCUAAAACCCAGAUCAGAUAAACCUGAAAAGAAUUAGUUAUCUAAAUUCAGAUAAAAAGGCAUAGAUUUUCAGGUGUUUACAUGAAUAUCAGCUGAACAGGACAAGGUUAGAGUUGCACUGCUAAGUUCCAGACCUUUUGUGAGUUGAACUUUCUAAUAUAUUACUUUAGUUCCACUGACAGUUUUUCAGAUUUUUUUUUUAUAUUCUCCAGUUAAUUGUAUUGUGUUAUGUAUCAUAACUCAGGACUUCUAUCCAACCAUCAAAAGCCAUUUACUAUGGAAAUUCUAAGUAACCUAGUGUUAUUGAAUGAAGGAAAAGCGGAUUGUCUGUGUUUACUUUGUUCUUGCUGUUUGUUAAACUACAAGAUUUGGUAGUUUUUAGAAAAAAUCAGAGAUGUAUAAAUGUCUAUCCAAAGGUAAAUCUUAGAGCAUUGCAAUUUCCUUCGGGAACUUAGCUUGUAGUGUAUACAACCUAGUAUUAUUAGAUAGUCAUGUACAUAACAUAAUACUAUAAUUCAGGUUAAUGUUUCAUAUGAAUGAAUGUAUUUGUAAAUUGUAACAACAUCAAUAGUUUCUUUAUCUUUUUAAAGUUCUGCAAAGAAUAAAAAUAAUGUAUUGUUAGACUUGACUACUGUACUGCAAACUGUCUUAAAAGGCUACUUUUGUGUCUAGCAAAAGUUGUGCAUUAUGUGAAAUAUCAACAAAAACAUGCUCUCUACAAAGUGAUCUUAAAGGUAGGUAGGUUUUGCUAUGAUAUGCCAGAAUUGUAAUACUUACUGGUAUCUAUUGUAACCGAUUUCUUGAAAGUUCUCAAAGAUGUAGAAAUUAUUUUGUGCCAUUCUGGGGAAAAAAGUGGGACCUGCUCUCUUGAGUCGUUACUGGAAAUCCUGAUUUUGUCAUUAAAUACUUUAACUGUGAUGAAAAGAAAA